CGAUAAUGCAAGACCUCCAGAUCCAGUAAUGAAGUUGUCUUCCACAUCCUAAUCGAGGCAUGGUUUCAGAACUUUAUUGAAAAUUAUCUACCUUCGUUGCGGCUAAAUUAAGCUUUUUGGGUUCCUAUGCUCGGAGACUUCUUUCCUCAGCGGCUGAACAGAAAUCCCGAUCGAUAUCUCUCAUUCCAAAUUGAUUACUUCCGCGCGGCCGACACACUUCAAAAUUGAAGUGGUUGCACGAAGUGACGAAGACCAUAUGACCUCCUCUCAAUACCACCUUGAUACAUAAGUGCCGUUCCUUUCCCACAACCCCUCCUGGUGGCUCUUCCUUACAGUGCUCCCAAGCUCGCAACCCCAAAUGGCACCACAAAGCACAAUAAUCAUCACCGGCGGGACCGGCUCGCUUGGAUCCUCUCUCGCGCGAGCCCUGGAGACCUCGUACCCCGGCCGCUUCCACCUCUUGCUCACGUGUCGAAACCCGGACGACGAACAUGCGAAGACCAUCUCUACCUUCCUUGAGUCGAAGAAGGGGUCGUUCGCGCUUGAGAAGCUCGAUCUUUCGGAUCUGGAUGGAGUGAGAACGUUUGUUGGGGAUGUGAAGGCGAGGGUUGCGAGUGGGGAGCUGAAGGGGCUGGUGGGAGGAGGGCUGGUGAAUUGUGCUGCGAAUCAGACAUUCUUCAAGGGGCAGAAAUGGAAGGAUGUUAUGUAUACAGUUAAUUGUCUGGCGCCGGCUUUGUUAAUGAGGGGACUUUUGGGAGUGAUGCUCGAGGGGGAGGGGAGCACGGUUGUCAAUGUCGGGAGUGGAGCGUAUGAGAUUGGGAGGUGUGAUUAUUUCGAGGGCAAAGAGGAGAGUGAGGGGAAAGAAGGGGAGAAGGUGGGGUUCUUGGAGGGCAUGAAGAGGUAUGGGAGUUGUAAGCUGGUGACGAUGAUGGUGGGGUUUGCAUUCCAGAGACGACUUUAUACUGUUUAUCCUGAGAACAAGGUCCAUAUCAUCAAUCUGGAUCCUGGCUCGAUGAAUGCUGGAGGCAGACUUCUCGGCAGCGAGCGUCACUGGGUCUUUCCGAUCCUGUAUGGGAUCUUGGGAGUUACCGGGCCAUUGUUGAGGCUCGUGAGGAAAGACGCGAUUAACCCUCCAUCUGUCCCUGCGAAGGCGAUUGCCGAUCUAUUUGGGAGUCCGAAGGAAAGUGAGGGAAGAGUUUGGAAAACGGGGAAAUAUUUUAUAUUGGAUGAUGAGAAGAAGCCAAAUGCCUUGAGCUUGAAUGACGGGAAGCAGGACGAGGUUUGGAAGAACGUGGGCAGAGAUACGGGACUUGGCGAUGGUUUGAAGGUUUAAAGGGUCUAUAACUCCGGAGAUUGGGACAUUUUUCGCUCGGUGGUUUUACGGUUGUUGACAAUACCUCUCUUCUAUACCCUAGCUUCGUUGUUCCAGACAUUGCUGUAUAUUGAGCUUCAUACCUGUACACUCUAAAACCAUAUUUACAUUGCUGAUACACAAGGGCAUGGCUGCAAGGGAUAAAGUGUUCACCACCACAG
Molecule: messenger RNA, 1533 nt
Organism: Hyaloscypha bicolor E
Lineage: Eukaryota; Fungi; Ascomycota; Leotiomycetes; Helotiales; Hyaloscyphaceae
Product: NAD(P)-binding protein
Exons: 2
Coding region: 359-1333 (324 amino acids)
Source: RefSeq, a predicted model, not a curated record